AUGGCAGCCGUGUCCGAGAUAUCAGACGGCCAGCCGCAGGGCCCUGUUGCCUCGACGAGUUGGCCCAGCGAGUCGUCGUCCGCCUGGUCCCCUAGCACCACCGCAGAAGAUUCAUCAUUGUCCACGUCGUCCUACGAAAACCCCUUCACCAUCUACACGUCAAUGACCAAUUCUUUGGGAGUCAUCACGGGUAUGCCGCCAGUUGUGACAUCCCAACCCACGCAGCCCGCCGUCGUCACCAGCCAACCAGCUUCGCCCACGCUGCCCACCUACUCGGGAUUCUGGUACGGCAACAGCUCCAGCACCAGCUCGACCGCCAUCAUCACGUCGAGUCCCACGACUCUUGCGACCAGCACGGUUGCCGAGAGCUCGUCAGAUAAUGGCGCUGGCACCACCUCGUCAGGGACUGCCGUGGCCACGUUCGCCCAAGUCACCGGCGCUGCAGUGACGAACAAAGUCGCAGGCGCCGGUAUCGCCUUACUUGUCGCUGCUUUCGGAUUCUCCUUGCUGUGA
This is a messenger RNA of Fonsecaea nubica, 513 nucleotides long. RefSeq lists its product as hypothetical. Lineage: Eukaryota; Fungi; Ascomycota; Eurotiomycetes; Chaetothyriales; Herpotrichiellaceae. The transcript has a single exon. Bases 1 to 513 code for a protein of 170 amino acids. The record is from RefSeq and is a predicted model, not a curated record.